Zasmidium cellare ATCC 36951 is the source of this 2400-nucleotide messenger RNA. RefSeq lists its product as uncharacterized. The transcript is spliced from 6 exons. Gene Ontology annotation, cellular component: cytoplasm. NCBI's taxonomy places the organism in Eukaryota, Fungi, Ascomycota, Dothideomycetes, Mycosphaerellales, Mycosphaerellaceae. Gene Ontology annotation, biological process: intracellular signal transduction; protein phosphorylation. The record is from RefSeq and is a predicted model, not a curated record. Gene Ontology annotation, molecular function: ATP binding; protein serine/threonine kinase activity. The coding region runs from base 1 to 2400 and encodes 799 amino acids.
AUGGCCGACCAACGCUCCGACCCGCCGUCCACCACGCUCACACCGGUGCCUCCGUCGCAGCGCCAGCACCUCCCCGGCAUCAUCCCUCCCCACGGCAUCAGCAUCAACCUCGAUGCGGCCACGCCCACCGCCAACGAUGCCCACCAUCCGCUGCCCAUCAGACACAUGUCUGCGCCGGCAUACCAAAGCCCCGCCCGACACCACAAGCGAGCGCCCUCAAGAUCCAAGGCCGUGAAAGAGACAUUGAACGCCAGGUCCCACUACGGCAGUAGCGACGACGAUGGCGGGGCCAUCCACCGCAUCAACCAGUACAUCAUCAAGCAAGAGAUCGGCAGAGGCAGCUUCGGCGCAGUCCAUCUGGCCGUGGACCAAUAUGGAAAUGAAUAUGCGGUCAAGGAGUUCUCCAAAUCGCGACUCCGGAAACGAGCCCAGUCGAAUCUUCUGCGCAAGCCGAACCAGCUUCGUCGACCGCAGAACCUCGCUGCGGGAUUGGGCUUCAAUUCGCCUUUGCAUCGGCUGUCGAGCUCGGAUAAGCUGAAUGGGGAGAACAACAACUCGCUGGAGCUGAUCAAGGAGGAGAUUGCGAUUAUGAAGAAGCUGGACCACCACAACCUCGUGCAGUUGAUCGAAGUGCUGGACGAUCCUCAGGAAGAUUCGCUGUACAUGGUUCUGGAAAUGUGCAAGAAGGGCGUGGUUAUGCACGUAGGUCUGGACGAGCGAGCAACACCAUACAACGAGGAAGCCUGCCGGUGUUGGUUCCGUGACAUGAUCCUGGGCAUUGAGUACCUCCACGCGCAGGGUAUUAUACAUCGAGACAUCAAACCCGACAAUUGCCUAAUCACGCACGAUGAUGUGUUGAAGAUCGUGGACUUUGGUGUGAGCGAGAUGUUUGAGAAGGAUUCCGACAUGCACACGGCCAAAUCGGCAGGGAGUCCUGCUUUCAUGCCCCCAGAGCUUUGUGUUGUACGACAUGGUGCAGUGAGCGGCAAGGCGGCGGAUAUCUGGAGUAUGGGCGUUACGCUGUAUUGUCUGCGGUAUGGCAAGAUUCCGUUUGAGAAGUCGGGCAUGUUGGAGCUUUAUGAGAGCAUCAAGAACGAGGAUGUGCCAAUUGAAGAGGAACAAAACGACGAGUUUGCCGAUCUGAUGCGCAGGUUACUCGAGAAGGAUCCGGAGAAGAGAAUUACCAUGGAAGAGCUCAGAGAACAUCCCUGGGUGACGAAGGGAGGCACUGACAAGCUACUUUCGACGGAAGAGAACUGCACAGAUCUGAUCGAGCCACCGACUGAAGCUGAGAUGGACCAAGCCAUUACUGGAAACAUGGCCAACUUGAUGGUCGUCGUCAAGGCAGCGAAACGUUUCAAGAGACUACUGAAGCGGGCACAGUUCAUGGAUGGCUUCUUUGGUCGUGAAUCUCGGAUGGUUGCUCCACCUCACUCGGUGCAUGGUCACAGUAGAAGCGCUGAUACCCAGCAACGACGGCCGCUGCACGAAGCCGUUGCCAACCAAGCUGACGGCAUUGAUCGUGAGGUCGAUGAAGAUAUCUUGCAAGCUGAUCUUGUAAAGUCAGAUACACAAACGCCUGCGUCGCUGGAUAGUACUGGCGGUGCUGAAGUACACCACGACGAGUCAGAGGCUCACCAGGUCCAACGUCGUGAGACCGAAGGUCACCAGUCAACGCUUUCUGACUCGGAUGACCCAGAGCCCGAUGUGCUACCUCAACGAGCCCGCACAUUUCCUGUGGAUGAGAAAGCUAAAGGCCAUGCUCACGACCCGCUCGAAGAUAGGCUGUUCUUGCGGAUAGGACCCGGAGCUGAUAUUGCUGAGAGCGGUGAUCCGAUGGAAGAGCCCAUCAUCAGUGAGAGCCCUGGCGGCGUUGACGAUGACAUUUACGAGCAAGCGUAUCAAGAGGAAAUCAAACGCAUCCUCGCCGAACGCGAAGGUGCCCAGCUGGUCCUCACUCGCCGAGUCGAACACAUCGAACGCCUCCGCAAACACCCCAACGUCCUCUCCUCCUCCGUCAACCACGCCAUGUUCUUCGCCGGCAGCACCGCCCGCCGUGCCGAAGCCCGCAUGCGCAACGGAGGCCUCGCCGCCCUCGUCCGCGAUGCCCGCGACCGAGCCCGCGCCACUGUUGCCGAAGCAGAACGCAGUUCCAACCUCUCCAGUCCCGACGCCACGCCCGGCGCCAGCCCCAAAGACGACCUGGACGGUUCCGCGGACCCCAUCGCGUCUCGAGGCACGUCAAGAUCACCGAAUCCUGAGGUCGUCAGACUGAGGGAUUAUGCACGGGCGAGUGCGUCCUCGGCGUUGAAGGGAUUGAGCAAAAGGUUGGAUGAGACCGCCGCGAGGUUGGAUGCUCGUGGACGCACGCCGAGCCAGCAGCCUUAUCCUGAGACGUGA